Molecule: messenger RNA, 2588 nt
Organism: Thamnophis elegans (Western terrestrial garter snake)
Lineage: Eukaryota; Metazoa; Chordata; Lepidosauria; Squamata; Natricidae
Product: protocadherin gamma-B5-like
Exons: 1
Coding region: 90-2525 (811 amino acids)
Biological process (GO): homophilic cell-cell adhesion
Cellular component (GO): plasma membrane
Molecular function (GO): calcium ion binding
Source: RefSeq, a predicted model, not a curated record
GGAAGGUCCCAGACACUAAGAAGAAACGAGAGUGUUUUCUAUUCUGCAUUCCGCUGAGAUUUUGAGGCAGUCACUUUAUCGCCGAGGAGAUGGAUCGAGGGCAAGGAGGGAAUGGCAGAGCAAUCCGAAGGCAAGUACUAUCGCUCUUAGUCUUGUCGCUUUCCUACCGGGCCGUCUCCGAACAGAUUCAUUAUUCGAUCCCCGAGGAGAUGUCAAAAGGUUCUAUAGUGGGGAAUCUUGCAAAGGAUCUAGGACUGGGUCUCAAAGGACUGGCAAGUCGCAAAAUGCAUGUCAUCUCUGUGGACAAGGUGCAGUAUUUCACAAUUAGUGCAGGAAAUGGAAACCUCUGUGUGAAUGACAGGAUAGAUAGGGAAGAAAUAUGUGGCCAAAUCCCACGAUGUGUUCUUAAUCUUAAAGUGGUUAUUGAAAAUCCGUUAAAUAUUUACCAUCUAAAAAUAGAGAUACAAGACAUUAAUGAUAAUUCUCCACAGUUUCUCAAUAGCAUAAUCCAGUUGGAGAUAAUUGAAACCACACAAAUAGGCACCAGAUUCCUUCUUGGGAAUGCCAAAGAUCCAGACAUCGGCACAAAUGCUUUACAGAAUUAUCAUCUUAGCACCAAUCCUUACUUUACUUUGGAUGUGAAAGAGAGUCAAGAUGGAAGUAAAUUUGCAGAUUUAGUACUGCAGAAACCACUUGAUCGUGAGAGUGAACCAACAGUUCAGCUAACACUUACUGUGCUAGAUGGCGGGAAACCCAGAAAAACUGGAACAGCCCAAAUAUGGAUCAAUGUCACUGAUGCCAAUGAUAAUCCACCUAUAUUUACCCAAGAAAUCUACACUGUCAAUCUGAGGGAAAAUCUACCAGUUGGGUUCCUGGUGCUGCAACUUGUAGCUUCAGAUAAAGAUGAAGGCUCAAAUGCACAAAUCAGAUAUUAUUUCAGCAAUAUACCGCUGAGUGCAAAUAAGAAAUUCAGCCUAGAUUCAACCAGUGGAAUGAUUUCUCUUGUGGAACCAUUGGACUUUGAGGAAAGCUCAGAAUAUGUGAUGACUGUAGCAGCAAAAGAUGGAGGUGGAUCAAUGACCCAUUGUAAAGUAGAAAUAAAGGUCCUUGAUGAGAAUGAUAAUGUGCCAGAAAUUAUAACUGCAUCUGUUUUUAGUCCCAUUCUGGAAGAUUCUCAGUCUGGGACAGUUAUUGCUCUCAUCAAUGUACAUGACAGAGAUGCUGGUGAUAAUGGAAAAGUCAUUUGUUAUUUAGAAAAUGACUUUCCAUUCAAGAUUCUUCCAUCAUCUGAUAACUACUACACUCUCUUGACAGAUAAACCUUUAGACAGGGAAAAAGCAUCUCAGUAUAAUAUUACAAUCACAGCCACUGACAAAGGAACUCCUCCAUUGACCACCCACAAAACCAUCUUGCUACAGAUCUCUGAUAUCAAUGACAAUGCUCCUGCUUUUGAAAAAGCUUCCUACAGCAUCUAUGUGCCAGAGAAUAAUCCUUCUGGUGCCUCCAUCUUCCAGAUUCAAGCCUUUGAUCCGGAUGUGGAUCAAAACUCACACAUCACAUAUUCAAUCCUCACCAGCAACAUUGAAGAACUUCCCAUCUCCUCCUAUAUCUCCAUUCACUCUGAGACCGGCAUCAUCUACGCCCAGCGAUCCUUUGACUAUGAGCAGUUCAGGGACUUCCAGCUGCAAGUGAAGGCCAAAGAUGGCGGGAGUCCCCCUCUCAGCAGCAACGUCACAGUCAAGGUGUUUAUCCUGGAUCGGAAUGACAACAGCCCCCAGAUCCUGUCCCCUUCACCAGACUCCAAGGACUCUGCCCUCUUUGAGAUGGUCCCUCGUUCAGCCGAGGCAGAUUAUCUGGUAACAAAGGUGGUGGCCGUGGAUGCUGAUUCUGGACACAAUGCCUGGCUCUCCUACCAGCUGAUUCAAGCCACAGAACCGGCCCUCUUCACUGUUGGCUCCCAUACGGGUGAGAUCAGGACAACAAGAACCUUUUUGGAAAGAGAUGCUGUGAAACAGAGACUGGUCCUUCUGGUGAAGGAUAAUGGACAACCGACUCUCUCGGCCUCUGUCACUCUGAACCUGGUGUUUGCUGAGAACUUCCAAGAGGCCCUUCCAGAGAUGAAAAACCAGAUGAAGAGUUCAGAGGAUCAGUCGGACUUGCAAUUCUAUUUGGUGGUGGCCUUAGCUGUGAUGUCAUUCCUAUUUCUCUUGACAGUGAUUCUGGCAAUUGCAAUGAAACUCAGGCAGUCAGGAAAUUCCAGUUUCUUACCAUGUUUUGCUCCCGUUUCCCAUUCCACAGCUGGAGUCAUAUUUCCAUCUAAUUUUCAAGAUGGAACCCUGCCUUAUUCCUACCAACUUUGCCUCUCCUCGGAAUCCAGAAAGAAUGAAUUUACCUUCCUGGCACCAAACAUUCAUAUUGCAGAGAAUGUGCUUUGUGGUGAAAAAACUGAGGUGCCUCUUUCAAGCAAUGGAGGAAGCAGUUUGCAUCCUAAGGUGGAAAAUAAGGGGAAGGUAAAUAUUAAUUAAAAUCAAAUUCCAUAGAUUUAUCUCCUAGGAAACAGUACAUUGCUGCACCUAUUAUUCAGAAGG